Molecule: messenger RNA, 585 nt
Organism: Saccharomyces mikatae IFO 1815
Lineage: Eukaryota; Fungi; Ascomycota; Saccharomycetes; Saccharomycetales; Saccharomycetaceae
Gene: TIM18
Product: Tim18p
Exons: 1
Coding region: 1-585 (194 amino acids)
Biological process (GO): protein insertion into mitochondrial inner membrane
Cellular component (GO): mitochondrial envelope; TIM22 mitochondrial import inner membrane insertion complex; membrane
Molecular function (GO): transmembrane protein transporter activity
Source: RefSeq, a predicted model, not a curated record
AUGGCAAUACUAUUCCUUCACGGCUUGAAGCCUGUUUUUAAUGCUUCCACCAUUGUAAGAAAUCCUAUACGAAAGAUUGUUCCAGGAGUAACAAUUUCAACCAAAAGAACUAUUCAUAGUAUCAGUCAUCUAUAUUCUGAAAAUAAAACAAACAAUAUUGCAAAUGAGACAAAAGAACCAUCGUCUUCAGUACAGAUGUUUAAGCCCCCAGAGUCUUCUCACUUUGAAGAUUCUUAUCAAAAAGACUAUGAAAGAAUAGCAAGAUAUUCCUUGAUUCCAUUAACAAUGGUACCUUUUUACGCAUCCUUUACUGGUGGGGUCAUGAAUCCUCUGCUCGAUGCGUCUUUAUCCUCCAUCUUUUUAAUAUAUUUACAGUAUGGUUUCACGAGUUGUAUCAUUGAUUACAUACCGAAGGAAAAGUAUCCAAGAUGGCAUAAAUUAGCUCUUUACACUCUUUAUGGAGGAUCUAUGUUGUCCUUGUAUGGAAUUUACGAAUUAGAAACGAAAGAGAAUGGUUUUGUUGAUUUAGUAAGGAAACUUUGGAAUGAGAACGAUGAUCAUUUGUAUAUAUUCGGAAGAAAUUGA